Molecule: messenger RNA, 2293 nt
Organism: Ceutorhynchus assimilis (cabbage seed weevil)
Lineage: Eukaryota; Metazoa; Arthropoda; Insecta; Coleoptera; Curculionidae
Source: the annotation of a GenBank genome assembly
UUUAUUGAUAAUAAAACUGCCUAUUUUCGAAACGGUGAUCUUCUUCAAUAUAUUUAUUUUCAACACCUGACCGGUGUGAGUGCCAGUACUACCUUGGAUUUCGGGCAGUACGCUUAACUAACGUUUCAUUCUAAUUGUCUUUUCUUAUGUGCGUUGUUGUUAUCAAUAAUUAGUGGAUUGUUUUUUUUAUUUAUUUUUUGAAUUAAGCAAAAAUGGUGGCUGAGAAUUACGGUUACACUGCCAUCGAGAAUCAGAAAAACAAAAAUCUGUCCAAUGAUUUUUCUGAUGCCCCUUAUUACAUCGAAGAUGUAGCCGAUGUGCAACUAGAUGAAAACCAAAUCGACGAUCUUACUCCUAUACAGAAAUUUUACGAUGGAACUAAUGUGUUUAUAACAGGAUCUACAGGAUUUUUAGGUAAAAUCCUAGUAGAAAAACUACUCCGUUCAUGCCCUACCAUUUCCAGCAUCUAUCUUCUUGUGCGAGACAAAAAAGGGAAAAAUCUGGAACAACGUGUCGAUGAAAUGUUCGACGAUGUCAUAUUCGACAGACUAAGAAAGGAAUGCCCAAAAUUUAGACAUAAAGUGGUCGGCGUGGCCGGAGAUUGCAGUUUGCCAGAAUUGGGAUUAAGCUUGCAAGACAAAAGAUUAUUGAUUGAUGAGAUCCACAUAAUCUUUCAUGUGGCAGCCACAGUACGUUUCGAUGAAAAACUAGAAACAGCCGUAGCUAUCAACAUAAGAAGCCCCAGAGAUUUACUAAGAUUAGGAAGAGAAAUGUCAAAGUUAAAAUCCUUUAUUCACGUAUCCACAGUUUAUGCUAACUGCACCAAUAAUUGUAUUGAAGAAAAAAUAUACCCAGGCGCAAUUGACGGUGAAAAAAUGAUUAUGCUGACGGAAAAUGUACCUGGAAAAAUCCUGGACGAUAUGACGCCAAGACUACUGGAAAACUAUCCAAACACCUAUGCCUACACCAAGCAAAUAGCCGAAGAUAUUGUGCGGCGGGAAUCUGAUAAUAUGCCUGUGGGAAUAUUCAGACCAGCCAUUGUGAUUGCCACUUACAAGGAACCAGUAAAAUCCUGGAUCAAUAACAUGUACGGACCGACAGGAGUGGUAGCAGGAGUAGGGGUAGGCCUCCUAAGAACCCUUUACUGCGAUCCAGAAGUCAAUGCUAAUUUAGUACCUGUUGACAUGUGCGUUAACUCUUUGAUAACUGCCGCUUGGGAAGUUGGAGAGAGUUAUCGAAAAGACCAAAAGAGCUACGACAUUAUGGUUUAUAAUUAUGAAUCUGGAAAGGACCAGCCGAUCAAUUGGGGAAAGUUCAUGCAUCUUUCCCAUCAUUACGGAAUUGAAUAUCCUUCGACCAAGGCAAUAUGGUAUUAUUCUUUUAAGCUUUACAAAUAUUAUCCUGUUUAUUUGUUUUGGACGUUUUUGCUGCACACUUUGCCCGCUUUACUUGCUGAUACUGUGCUGUUUUGUUUGGGGAAACAACCAAGACUGAUGGCAGCCUACAAGAAAGUUCACAAAUUUUCCAGCGUCAUUUCCUACUUUUGCACAAGAGAAUGGGAUGUCAGGUCCGACAGUCUCCGAAGACAGCAAGAACGUAUGUGCGACAAAGACAGAGAACUCUUCUUCUCAGACCUCAAACAACUGGAUUGGGACGAAUAUUACAAAACCUAUUGCAAAGGAGUGAGGCAGUACCUGCUGCAAGAUCCUUUGGAAACUUUGGAGGUGGCCCAGACCAAAUGGAGGCGAUUGUAUUUUGCUCAUCAGGCCGUCAAAUUUUUUAGUGGAUUUGGUUUAAUGGCCAUGGCAUAUUGGCUAUUUGAAACUUGCAUAUAUUUGAUUGUUUAAUUAGUAAAAAAUAAUUAGCGUUUAGGGCAAUAAUAUGACUGUGAAUAAUUAAUCCUUAACAAUAAAGCUGCUGGUGAUUAUUGAGCUUUUAUGCCAUAUUUGGACAAAAUUCAUGUUAGAUCGUUGAUUAUAUGUAUUAUAUUUUGUAAAUUUUAGAAGUGUAGUAUAGUUAAUUUUUGGUAAUAAAACCUAAUUAAUAUGGUUACUAAUACGUGAAGGUUUUUUUUUUUUAAAUAAUAAUCUAGUCAUAAGAAAGCGAAGAAAAACUUUCAAUUCAGCCUUAUUUUUGGGGCUAUGACGUAGGUACGUGUAGUGGCUAAAAUUAAAAACUGCCUAUUUUUAUUAGGUAUUACUGUUUUUCCUGUAAAGAUAUAUUCAUAUAUAGUAGAUAUUCCAUAGUAUAUAGCCUUUUGUGAAUAAAUAUAUGAUGUUUUACGAUACAAACA